AUGGCUAUCUUUUUAAUUGUACUUCACUUCGCGUUAUGGGUGACAGCUAUGACGUCAUUCACGUCAUCGACGUCUUCUACGAGCUUCUACGACCAGAUAAUUGAUUACACAUUUAGCGAGUAUGAUAUGAUGAACACUACAGACUUAUCAACUGAUACAUCGAUAGUCACAGGCAAGUCAACAUCAACAUCAGAAGACAAUACUAAUGCUGGAAAUUCACAGGAAAUGACGUCAACCACUGUGACCCCACUACCUUGGGACACGACUCAAUCUACAACGUCGACCACCUGGCCGCCUAGGUACACGAAUAUACCUACAACUGAGCAAACUACCCGGUUCAAUGACUACUAUUAUGGUGGCGAGGAUUUCUACUGUGGUAGUCAUUGGUACGUUUUCGAUUAUUUUGAGAACGUGCCUGUUAACGACUCCGACCCCGUUGGAUAUAUUGGCAAUGAAGCACAUUACGACAUAUCUGUUAAAUUCGAAAUCGUAGAAGAUGAUGCAUCCGAUGUAUUCUUUGUCGACGAGAUCGGUACGAUUUGGACACUAGUUGAGUUAGAUCGAGAAAUAGUUAAUCAUUACACAUUCACAGUAAACAUGUCUGGGGAAUAUUUAUACAAAUACGUACCAGUACACGUGAAUGUACUCGAUGUUAACGAUAACGUACCGGUGUGGUUACAAACUACAUAUGCCACUGAAGUCAUUGACGGAACAGUCGAGGGGUCUACCAUGUUAGUGGUGUCUGCUGUGGAUGCCGACACCGAUUUGAACGGGCGUGUAAAAUAUAACGUCACACCACCAUUUCAUAAUCACUUUGAAAUGAUGGACAAUGCGUUGAUGAGCACAAUGCAGAUUGUACUAGACGAGAUGCAGCAGUACAGAGAGACGGAGGCAGCUAUAAAUGAUACAAUAACCGUGACAAUAGAGGCAUUGAACCACGACGGACAACGCGCUACAGAAGAUGCCUACGUAGAAAUCAAGAUUACGAGAGCGGUCGAAGCGGGUUUCGGUAAUGUGAGUUAUCAAAACGCUGCUGUAAAAGAAAAUGAGCCUAGUGGCACUUAUAUCACAACGUUAAAGUCGAUUACAACAGUUCCAGAAGGGUAUGAUAUCUUAUACGAGUUUGCUGCUAAAGUAGAUGACAUUGACAUUGACCAAUACACGGGGAAUGUUACCACGGCAACAAUACUUGAUAGAGAAGACAGGGAUGUAUAUCAUUAUGCCGUAGUUGGGUAUCUGACUGAUAGUACAAAAUGCUUGGCAAACCCGGUUGCUGAAGAGCUGCUCAUUAGAGUACUUGACGACAAUGAUCAUUAUCCCGUGUUUACGCAUAACACAUCGACUGGAUACGUACGUGAGAACUCGUCAUCUGCUCAAAUUGUAUCCAUGGUUCCUCAAAUCAGCACAACGGACCUUGACAUUGGCUACAACGCCGAUAUUCGUUACUCGUUAUCCGGUGAAGGAAGUGACCAAUUUGAAAUCGACCCAGAAACUGGUGUUAUCACAACAACCGACGAGCUUCCACAAGGCUUAGAUCGUGAGGUUACUGACGAAUAUCAUUUAUUUGUCACUGCCGCUGACAGAAACGGAGAUGCUCAAAAUCUGAACACAACUGUGCCCAUUUUUAUUAUUGUAACUGACAUCAACGACAACGAACCAGUCUUCUAUGAUGAACAACCCCUGCCCAUCGAUAUAUAUGAAAACGUUGAAUUAAAUACAAAUUUGAGUAAGGUCCAGGCCGAUGAUAACGAUGCCGGAUUAAAUGGUCGGGUAUUAUAUUCGAUUAUUGGUGGGAGUCAUGGUGACUUCAGUAUCAAUAAACGCUCCGGUGUCUUGUACGUAUCUGGAAUCUUGGAUCGUGAAUCUAUAUCAUCAUACGUCAUAAACAUUUCAGCUUAUGACACUGGAAAUCCAAUAUUAGAAUCGUACACAGUAGUCACUAUAGAUAUACUAGAUAUUAAUGAUAAUGGCCCAGUCUUUAGUUCUGAUUACUACAUGGCGUGGAUAAAUGAGUCCUCCGAGAUCUACACUCAUGUUUUGAAUGUGAGUGCGGAAGACAUUGACCAGGGACAUAAUGCGGAAAUCACGUAUUCCAUUAAUAGCACGGAUUUUGUUAUAGACUCAAAUACGGAAUACGAAUCGUACGAUAUCAAUUAUGGGUUCGUUGAGCACACCGUCACCGACUUUCAUAUCGAUGCUAGUUCGGUAGUUGCAGAACUUUACAUAGGCGUUUCGGAUGAAAAUGACAACUCUCCGAUUUUUGCCGCAAGUCAAUACGACGGAUGGAUAAACGAAAACAGUGACCCGGGCGUGAAAGUAGUGCUGGACACACCAAUAUCAUCAGUAGAUUAUGACUAUGGAUUAAAUGCUUCAACGGUCUACACUCUAUCUGGUGAUGGUCAUGAACAGUUUAAAAUAGAUAACAAAACAGGUGUCAUCACAACAACUGAUGAUGAAUCAGUUUUAGACUUAGAUCGUGAAGAACGAGAUCGUUAUAAUUUGGAAGUGAUAGUGUCUGAUCGAGAUGGUGUAGAUGAUCUAAGUCUUAAGACGAGUGUUCCGUUAACUGUUGUAUUAUGUGACGUGAAUGAUAAUUAUCCGCAGUUUACACAGGAUGAGUAUGACUAUGAAAUACCGGAAAACACAACCAUAGGACACGUUAUCGUCGUUAUUAGUACCACAGAUGAAGACAUAAGCGUUAACGCUGUGGCGUACACCAUAGUUUUCGGCGAUGACGGGAAAUUCAAUAUUGGUCGCAAUAGCGGGGAACUGACCGUGGAGAGUGAGCUCGACCGCGAAUUGAAACCACGCUAUGUACUGAACGUCUCAGCAAGUGACGUUGGCAGUCCUGAACUUAUAAACUACACAAGGGUCGACAUACACCUUACUGACAUUAAUGACAAUACACCCACGUUUUCCCCAGUGGAGCCCUGCGAAGAACAAGCAGAAGAAGUUGCCAUCGGUACCACAGUACUUAGCGUCACGGCUACAGAUGACGACGAAGGAGAAAACGGUGCAGUGCAGUACAGUAUAUCGGACACAGAAUCCUUCACGAUUGAUAAGGAUACAGGGGAUAUAACGACAAUCAGUAGACUGGAUUACGAAGAUGUACAAGAAUACACUUUCAAUGUGACUGCCACAGAUUGCGGCGAACCACCACUCAGUUCCACGAUGUCCGUUUCUAUCUGUAUAACAGACAUCAACGACAAUGUACCACAGUUUUUAAAUACCCCAUAUAAUAGUAAUAUUCAAUCCAACAGCAAGAAAAACAAAUUCGUAAUAUCUGUAACUGCCUCUGAUGCAGAUGAUGGUGAUAAUGGUCUUGUGUCGUACAAUAUAACUAACGAUAAGAACUCCCUAUUCACCAUUGAUGAACUUAACGGAAACGUGUUCCUUGCAAAAGAUCUGGAUGUUAACGAAGUAUGCGAGUCUUCGCUAGAAAAUUGUGAUGUAAUAUUCUCCGCUGUUGCUAGUGACAACGGACACGAACUAAACACGAACUUUGCGCCUGUCCUGGUGGAAAUAUAUUUCGAUGAAAAUGGAACGUUGAAGUUUGAGGAGUCUCAAUACGAGGGCGGUGUUAAUGAGGAAGAGGUACCUCCGGUGUACGUCACCACAGUUGCCGUCAUAGGAAACCAUGUAGUGGAAUACGAGUUUUUUAAUCCGGUUGCAGAUUUUCGCAUCAACAGUUCCACUGGUGACAUUGUAACAAGUACCAAGCUUGACAGAGAAACGACAGAUUGGUAUUCAUUCACAGUAACUGCAAAAGAUACGAUUACUAGUAAGCACAAUGCUUACGUGCCAGUUAUGGUGAACGUCAUGGACAUCAAUGACAAUGCCCCGAUGUUCGAACUUUCCAAAUAUGACGAAAAUUACAUUGAUGAAGGAGAUUAUACCGACAACCACGCCUGGAUACUGAAUGUGAGUGCAAGCGACGGUGACACCGGAACCAACGCUGAGAUACUGUACAGUAUAGUAUCCGGAGAUCGUGGUAAGCAUGAACUACUAGUGUCUUAUUGUAGAGUUGUGGAUCGGAGUGACAGCUCAGAAGCCGUAGCGCUGCUGUUGAUUGAGCAUAUGCCAUUAGAUUUAGCGCUGCUGUCGAGUGAACGUCACUUCAAAAUAAACAAAACCACUGGUAAUAUAUAUAGUGUUGGAGUAAUAGACAGAGAAACUAUCAACACGUAUUACUUAACUGUGAUGGCAGAGGACAUGGGCAGUGAGGCAUUGAGUGGCACCACAUGUGUGUACAUAACGGUCAGUGACGUCAAUGACAAUGCUCCACAGUUCAACCAGUCUACGUACAGCGGCUCGGUUGAAGAAAACAAUCGAGACGACACUGCCAUUGUAACUGUCUACGCCACCGACAAGGACGAAGGGGAGAAUAAAAUAGUCCACUACUCUCUGGUUUCCGGGGCAUAUGACAAUUUUGAAGUGGACAGGGAUUCUGGUGAUAUAAUGCCAACAGCGAAUGCUAAUAUAGAUUACGAGGAAGUGAAAAACUAUACUUUGGUAGUGCAGGCUGAAGACUCUGGAACACCUCCCUUGAAUAGUACCACUGCAGUAUUUAUUGCGGUAAUAGACGUCAAUGACAACACUCCGUAUUUCAUGGGAGAACCUUACGAGACCGAAGUAGUGAAUACUGUUAAAGUGGGCACGACAAUAUAUAAAGUCAACGCCAGCGACUUUGAUUCGGGAGAAAACGCCAGAAUAACAUAUUAUUCACAGGUUAUUAUCACAGUAAGAGAGACUAAUGCACAUGCUCCUGUAUUUGAGCCAUCCAAUUACACGGUUGCAGUCAAGGAAAAUGUUGCCAGCGGAACAUCGGUUGUUACAGUAACUGCAAAGGACCAGGAUUGCAAUAACACAAUCUGCUUAAAUCCAUCUGGAACAGUGUACUUUAAAAUUGCCGACGGCAAUCACAACGAAUUUUUCGUAAUCGACGAAAGCACUGGAAUAAUACAGACAAAUGGUACGAUUGACAGGGAGAUUGAAACUCUAGUUAAUCUAGUAAUUAUUGCAUAUGACGGUGGAUUACCACAAAAAUCAGACAAUGCUACUGUGGAUAUCUUAUUAUUGGAUGUCAACGAUAACUCGCCAACUAUAGAAGAAGAUAUGAAUACUACUAUUCUUCACGAUUCACCGAUAGGCACGUUUGUUGUGAAUGUCAAUGCCACAGACCCUGACAUAAUUGGAGAAAUGGUUUAUUCCUUGGAUCCAACAUUAGAUAAAUUUAAAUAUUAUUUCAGUAUAAAUAGUUCAACUGGAAUAAUUAUCACAAAAGCUACUUUUACGUAUGAUCGUUCCAAAGAGUAUCAGUUAGUAGUCGAGGUCAAUGAUGGCAUGUUUCAUGGAUAUGGCAACGUUCUUGUAAAUGUCGAGUACAAUGACCCGAACACUCAUGCUCCAGUUUUUUCUCAGGAUUGUUAUAGCACUCAAGUUCCGCAUACGUUGCCCAGUGGUUCAAACCUGACUGAACUGAAUAUCACGGCCACUGAUGAUGACAGUGGAUUUGAUGGCAUGGUGACAUAUGACCUUGCGCGUGCCGGAAAUGAAAGAGACUUAAAAUAUGAAAUAGACAAACCGACAUUACCUCCUCGUAAUAAGAGCUCGAUCGAGUGCAGCAACUUCAAGUUUUCAAUGAGUGACAUGACAAUACCAGUUCGCGAACUACCUGGAAACAUCUACACCGAUAGGUAUGCUGGGAUGCAUUUUGAUCAAACAGGGAAAGCAGACUAUAUGUCCCCCGGGGUAGAAAUUCCUGCGUAUUUGGAUUUGAUAGCUGACGAGGAAUCACGCGAAACAUCAGAUGGUACUAGAGACAAUGAUGGUUACCUAUUGCCGACCAAUCAUGAUCCUAGUUAUUUGGAUUUUUCAACAGAUGACGUAAUCCAACAGCCAGUAUUAGAUCCAAUUCUUGAAGUCGAUGAUUACCUCGUACCAGUGGCCGAUAACUGCGAUGACAACUUAUAUCUAGAACUAGUGGACGACAGUAAACCAAGUCUUGAUGACGACGACUACAUGUCACCAAGAGAUGAGGAAGACACUCCGUCAUAUUUGGAACUGUUCGGCGAUAACACUGCUAGGGAUGAAUUGGAUGACAGCAACAGAUCUGAUUGCAGUUAUCAAAUGCUCCCCGAGUCCACUGACAAUGAAGCCAUUUCCUACAUGUAG
Molecule: messenger RNA, 6174 nt
Organism: Saccoglossus kowalevskii
Lineage: Eukaryota; Metazoa; Hemichordata; Enteropneusta; Harrimaniidae
Product: protocadherin Fat 4-like
Biological process (GO): cell migration; multicellular organism development; homophilic cell-cell adhesion
Cellular component (GO): catenin complex; plasma membrane
Molecular function (GO): calcium ion binding; cadherin binding; beta-catenin binding
Source: RefSeq, a predicted model, not a curated record